AUGACGCUAUUGCAGCCCGGAAGCGAAAUCAGUUCAGGAUCGAUAGGCUUAUCGAGGACCACGGACUCCGGGGCCGAUGGGGGUGCGAAUGUUGACAAUGGCAUGGUGAAACCCAGCAAUGGCAACAUCAGCCCUCACAAUGGGAAUGUGAUGGAAGGCAGGAUCCACAUCCGUUUCCCCGGGGGUGUCGAGCAAUGGAAGGAUUUAGUGAGCCAGGUCACCGAGCGCUGCGACGUGAGCGGUCUAGCAACCAACCCCACGAGAUAUCAGCUGGCAUCGACGGGAUUCGGUGAUGCGAGCACUGUGUACCGGCAGCGCUUCAUGACGGUCCCUAGCGAGGUACACUCCGCGUUGCAAGAGCUUUGUGUUGAACGCCGUGUCAGCGUAAGAUCCGUUAUUCUUUUCGCCAUACACCAGAUGCUGAAAGGGUUUGGUAAUGGAUCACAAACUAUUACCGCCUCUCUACACCUUGAGGAGAAUCCCCAAGAUUCUCAACCAUCAUGGGCGGUGUCGCCCACAUUCGUCAGCCAUGAGAACAGAGAGGGAUGCUCCGUGGCACAGGCCGUUGAGAGUAUUGAAGCGGUGCGCAGUUCGAAGAAGCCGUUCACACACACGAUCGAAAGAGCGUCAGAUCUCGUGGGCUUAGGGCUAUUUGACUUACUCGUCAUCUUUGCCGACGCAGACGGUGCUGCUCUUCCAUCAUUUGAUUUUCCCUUAGCAGUGAUGGUAGAUGAGGGUGAGACAGGACUCCAGCUGACUCUGCGCUUCUCCGACUGUCUUUUCGAUGAGGAGACAAUAUGCAAUUUCACAGAUGCCCUUAACAUCUUGCUCGCUAAAGCAGCGACAGGAGGAGCGACGCUAGUUACUGAUAUUGAACUACUGUCAUUAGAGCAGCAGCAGCAGCUGGAGGAAUGGAACAACACGGAUGGAGAGUACCCAGCAUCCAAGCGGCUGCAUCAUCUAAUUGAAGAGGGGGCUCAACGCCACAAGGACAAGGUCGCCGUGGUUUGCGAGGAGCGACAGAUCACCUACGGCGAGCUCAACACCCAGGCAAACCGUCUCGCACGUUAUCUUCACUCAACAGGCAUCCAGCCCGAGCAAAUUGUCGCAUUGUUCCUCGAUAAGAGUGAAAAGCUUAUUGUUACCAUUCUGGGCGUCAUCAUCACCAGUAAUCGACACGCCGAGAGGCUUGAGCGACAGAUCGUCAGCGACAGGAAACUCUGCAUUAUUCCUUUGGAGCCAUUGCUCGAAUUCCUUGGUCAGGAUAGCUCGAGCAUUCCAUCGCACAACUUGGAUGAGCUACGCCUCACGAGCAGGCAACUAGCCUACGUGACAUAUACCUCUGGAACCACGGGGUUCCCCAAGGGUAUCUUUAAACAACACACGAACGUAGUCAACAGUAUCACCGACCUGUCUGCCCGUUAUGGGGUGACUGGGCAACACCACGAAGCGAUUCUGCUGUUCUCAGCCUACGUGUUCGAGCCAUUCGUUCGCCAAAUGCUCAUGGCAUUAGUAAACGGCCAUCUCCUCGCCAUUAUCAAUGAUGCAGAAAAGUAUGACGCGGACAAAAUCCUUCCCUUCAUUCGCAGACACAACAUUACCUACCUCAAUGGUACUGCCUCUGUUCUACAAGAAUACAACUUUUCCGACUGCCCGUCCCUCAAGCGAAUGAUUCUGGUGGGUGAAAACUUAACAGAAGCCCGGUAUCUGGCUCUACGCAAACGAUUCAAGAACCGCAUUCUGAAUGAGUAUGGAUUCACUGAAUCAGCCUUCGUAACAGCCCUCAAGGUCUUUGAGCCCGAGUCGACUCGCAACGACACGAGUUUGGGAAGACCCGUGCGCAACGUCAAGUGCUAUAUCCUUAAUCCUGCCCUCAAGCGUGUUCCCAUUGGGGCCACGGGCGAGUUACACAUUGGAGGGUUGGGUAUUUCAAAGGGAUACCUCAACCGCCCUGAUCUCACACCGACACGGUUCAUCCCCAAUCCCUUCCAGACGAAGCGUGAGAAGCAGCUCGGAGUCAACAGCUUAAUGUACAAGACUGGAGACCUGGCGCGCUGGCUUCCGAACGGCGAGGUUGAAUAUCUGGGACGCGCAGAUUUCCAGAUCAAGUUGCGAGGCAUCCGAAUUGAGCCCGGUGAGAUUGAGGCAACGUUGGCUCAGUACCCCGGCGUCCGGACAAAUCCCAGUAAACGUGAACGGAAAGGCGGACCUGCGCGCCCUGCCAGCGUCGAUAUUUCCAAAUCCUCCGAGAUUCGUUCCGAUCUCAGGAGCGACAUGGAAUCUGCUCUCGGAGAAAUCUGGGCCGACGUAUUGGAAGCCCGCCACGGAUCGAUCUCUCGCAACGAUAACUUCUUCCGUCUCGGAGGGCACAGCAUCACCUGCAUCCAACUCAUUGCGCGCAUCCGAGAGCGACUCUCGGUAAGUAUUUCUGUCGAGGAUGUCUUCGCAACAAGAACACUGGAGCGCAUGGCGUAUCUUCUGCAGAGCAAGCAACAUGAGGCAUCCGAUGGACGCUAUGGGAGCGAAUCUGCUGCGCAGGGAGACGCAGCCACUGAUAAUGUUUAUAUGGCAAACAGUCUUCAGCAGGGGUUUGUCUAUCAUUAUCUUAAAAACAUGGAACACUCCGAUGCCUAUAUAAUGCAGUCUGUCCUGCGAUAUGAUAUCAAGUUGUCCCCAGAUCUGUUCCAGAGGGCCUGGAAGCACACUCAACAGGUCUACCCGGCACUGAGGCUUCGUUUCAAGUGGGCAAAGGAAGUUUCACAAGUGAUAGAUCAGGACCAACUGUUGGACUGGCGUUUCUUCCACUUUGCCAAUGUGCCUACGGGUGCUGUUGAGGAUCAGAAAUUGGUCGACUUGCAGCACCAAGACCGCGAGGAGUCAUACAAACUAGAUGCCGGGAGGCUAUUCCGCAUCUAUCUGAUACAAUACAGCGAGAAUCGUUUCACUUGUCUCUUUAGCUGUCACCAUGCAAUCCUUGAUGGUUGGAGCCUGCCGCUUCUGUUCGAGAAAGUCCAUGAAACCUAUCUGCAAUUGCUCCAUGGGGACAAUAUUGUCCCGCUUGCAGAUGACCCUUACGCUCGCACCCAACGGUAUCUCCAAGCUCACCGUGAGGAUCAUCUCGAUUAUUGGGCCGGAGUGGUUGGGCAGAUCGCCGAGCGGUGCGAUAUGAAUGCCUUGUUGAAUGAGCGUAGUCGGUACAAAGUCCAACUGGCGGACUAUGACCAGGUACAGGACCAGAAACAGCUGACAGUGGCACUCGCCGGAGAUGAAUGGCUAGGAGAACUCCGUCAGACCUGCUCCACCCAAGGCAUUACCUUGCAUUCGAUCCUCCAGUUUGUUUGGCACGCCGUGCUUCACGCUUAUGGGGGCGGCAGCCAUACAAUCACCGGCACGACCAUCUCUGGAAGAAACCUGCCCAUUAGCGGAAUUGAACGAUCCGUUGGGCUUUAUAUCAAUACGCUGCCGCUGGUAAUCGAUCAUUCGGCAUACAAAGACAAGACUAUCAUGGAGGCCAUUGAGGAUGUGCAGGCUAAAGUAAACGCGAUGAAUAGCCGCGGCAAUGCGGAACUGGGCAAUCUCCGCAAAAACGACUUGAAGCAUGGAUUAUUCGACUCUCUAUUCGUGCUGGAGAACUACCCGAACCUGGACAAGUCACGGGUUCUACAGCACCAAAGCCAACUGCGAUAUUCAAUCCAAGGAGGUACAGAGAAGCUGGACUACCCGCUGGCUGUCAUCGCGCGUGAAGUUGAGGCUACUGGCGGAAUCACUCUGUCCAUCUGCUACGCCAGUGAGCUGUUUGAGGAGGUGACCAUCUCCGAGCUACUUCGUAUGAUCCAGGACACUUUGAUGCGGGUUGCGCAAGGCUUGAAUGAACCUGUCCGCAGUCUGGAGUACCUCUCAUCUGCCCAACUGGCACAACUCGCUGCGUGGAAUGCUACGGAAGCAGAGUUUCCCGACACCACGCUGCAUGAGAUGUUCGAGAUGGAAGCGAUUAAGAAGCCCGAGAAAACAGCGGUCAUCUACGAGGAGCAGGCCUUAACCUAUCGCGAGUUGAAUGAGCGGGCGAACCGCAUGGCACACCAACUAAGGUCCGACGUCAGCCCGAAGCCCAACGAAGUCAUUGCCCUCAUAAUGGACAAGAGCGAGCAUAUGGUCGCCAGCAUUUUGGCCGUGUGGAAAAGCGGAGGUGCAUAUGUUCCAAUUGACCCUGGAUAUCCUGAUGACCGUAUCCAAUAUAUCAUUCAGGACACCCGGGCCAUCGCUGUCAUUGCGGACUCCUGCUAUCUGCCUCGCGUCAAGGGAAUGGCUGCACCAGAAACGCUUCUUUAUCCCUCCGACCUGACAGCCACGCCAGAUCCAAAGUACAGUACAGCAAACCCUUCACCGGUAAGUCGGAACACAGACCUGGCCUAUAUCAUCUAUACAUCUGGCACGACGGGCCGGCCCAAGGGUGUCGCAUUGGAGCAUCAUGGAGUGGUCAAUCUGCAGGUGUCGCUGUCUAAGAUAUUUAACUUGCGGAGUACGGACGAUGAGGUGAUACUCUCUUUUUCCAACUACGUAUUCGACCAUUUUGUGGAGCAGCUGACCGACGCCAUUCUCAAUGGCCAAACCCUACUGGUCCUCAAUGAUGAAAUGCGUGGAGACAAAGACCGACUCUAUCAAUACAUUGAGAAGAACCGAGUGACCUACCUGUCUGGUACCCCAUCUGUGGUUUCGAUGUACGAGUUCAACCGGUUUAAGAGCCAUCUCCGCCGUGUAGACUGCGUCGGAGAGGCGUUUAGCGAACCGGUCUUCGACAAGAUUCGCGAAACUUUCCAUGGCCUCGUCAUCAACGGCUACGGCCCGACGGAAGUCUCCAUCACCACCCAUAAACGUCUCUAUCCGUUCCCAGAGCGGCGCACAGACAAGAGUAUCGGUCAACAGGUCCAUAAUAGCACGAGCUAUGUGCUGAACGACGACAUGAAGCGCGUUCCUAUCGGGGCUGUUGGUGAGCUCUACCUAGGUGGUCAAGGUGUCGCACGAGGUUAUCACAAUCGCCCAGAUGUGACCGCGGAGCGAUUCAUACCCAAUCCAUUUCAGACGGAAGAGGAAAGGAAAACAGGCCGAAACUCCCGCCUCUACAAGACAGGCGAUCUAGUACGUUGGAUCCCAGGGAGUAGCGGGGAGAUUGAGUACCUGGGCCGUAAUGACUUCCAGGUCAAGAUUCGCGGAUUGCGCAUCGAACUGGGUGAAAUCGAGGCCAUCCUGUCGUCAUACCCUGAGAUCAAACAGUCUGUGGUGAUUGCAAAGGACCGCAAAGAAGGAGGACAGAAAUUCCUCGUUGGCUACUACGUUGCUGAUGCAACGCUGUCGUCAGCCGCUAUUCGGCGCUUCAUGCAGUCUCGAUUGCCUGGCUACAUGGUACCAUCUCGCCUCAUACCAAUCAGCAAACUCCCCGUCUCUCCCAGUGGAAAGUUAAACACCAAGGCCUUACCUCCCGCUGAAGAAGAGAGCGAGAUCGACGUGGUGGCGCCGCGCAAUGAAGUCGAACGCACCCUGUGUGACAUUUGGGCGGAGCUGCUUGAGGUCCGCCCAGAGGAGAUUGGAAUUUAUAGCGAUUUCUUCAGUCUGGGAGGUGACAGUCUGAAGAGCACGAAGCUUUCAUUUAUGGUUCAUGAGGCCUUUAAUCGAGCAAUCUCAGUCAGCAAUCUUUUCCGUCACCGAACGGUUGAGAACCUAGCACACCUGAUCGUAAACAAUGCUGCGGAUGUGAAUGAAAUCACACCUCUGGAAUACAAUGAGGGGCAGAUGAUUCCCGUUUCCUGCGCCCAAGAGCGGCUUCUCUUCAUUCACGAGUUUGAGAAUGGCAGUAAUGCAUACAACAUCGACACCGCUUAUAAAUUUCCUGGCUCGGUUGACGCCUCGUAUCUCGAGCAGGCACUGCGUGGAAUCCUUGCUCGUCACGAGGCGUUGAGAACGUUGCUGGUCAAGGACGACAAAACUGGCACCUAUUUUCAGAGAAUAUUGAGCCCCGAGGCGCCCAGCGCAUAUUUUCCAUCAGGCUUUGAUGCAUGGUCGUUAAGUGUGUUUGAGCGAGAACUUCAAGCCUUGUACGCGGUCCUCCACAAAACAAAGAGUGCAGCGACUUUGCCCACGCUGAAAGUACAGUACAAGGAUUAUGCCCAAUACCAUCGCCGGCAGCUUUCAGCCAACCGCAGUAGCCUAUCCGACUUUUGGUUGCAAAAGCUCAGUGGUUUAGAGUCAUUACAGCUGAUCACGGACCGUCCACGACCGGGGCGUUUCAACUAUGAGGGCGACGAUCUCAGUAUUGAACUGAGUCAAAAGGAAACACAGAGCCUGAGAGAGGUUGCAAAACAUUGCAAGUCAAGUCUGUAUGUGGUCCUGCUAUCCGCGUAUUACGUGAUGCUUGCCUCGUACGCGAACCAGACAGAUAUCGCAGUGGGUAUCCCAAUCAGCCACCGAACACACCCGCAAUUCCAGUCCAUCAUUGGAUUCUUCGUGAAUCUCGUCGUGCUUAGAGUAGAUGUGUCUCAGUGUGGCAUUCGCGACCUCAUCGCAAGGGUAAUGAAAGAGCUGGUGCAAGCACAAUUACACCAAGACAUGUCGUUCCAGGAGGUGACGAAGCUGUUGCAGGUGGUUAAUGAUUCUAGCCGGCAUCCAUUGGUACAAACCGUUUUCAACUUUGAAGCCCGUCCAGACCAAGAGCAUGACACUGGGUCGCAAGAUGAGGGGGUAUUACAAUUUACUCAACACCGCCCGGUUCAGCCCCUCGCUUCAGUUGCGAAGUUCGAUCUGAAUGCAACGAUCACCGAACUGGAGUCGGGAUUGAGGGUGACGUUCAACUACGCCACCAGCCUGUUCAAUAAGACCACGAUUGAGGGUCUUUUGCGUACCUACGAAUACCUCAUUCACCAGCUAUCGACGCUAGGUUCAGAAGGAAUCAAGGAGGAUACGCAGUUGUUGUUGGUUCGUCCGCAAGAGAAUGGCGAUGCACACCUACCAUUGGCGCAAUCCCCUCUUGCAAUGCCUGCUAAGAAGCAGAACGCAGCAUCGCUAAGCCAGGCCUUCGAGCACGAAGUUUCACUGGCCUUGGAGAAGAUUGCCGUUGUUCAAGGAGAUAAAGCACUCAGCUAUGCCGAUCUCAACAAGCGGGCUAACCAGUUAACGCGAUACUUACAAUCUGUCUCCUCCAUUGGGGCUGAAGGGCGAGUAGCUCUGAUACUGGACAAGAGCAUCGAGACAAUUGUUUGCAUUCUGGCGAUAUGGAAGGCCGGUGCAGCAUAUGUGCCCUUGGACCCAACUUACCCGAAGGAGCGCGUCAAGCUGAUACUGGAGGAGACUCAGGCGAAGACUGUUCUUGUGCACUCCCACCAUGCCGUUAAAUGUGAAUACCUGGGCGCAAAAGUGAUAUCAAUCGACUCGCCCGCCGUCGUAACCGAGAUCGACCAACAGUUACCUGCCGACUUGCCUGCCGUUGCCGGGCUAGACAAUCUGGCGUAUAUAAUCUAUACUUCGGGCACUUCCGGUAAGCCCAAGGGCGUUCUAGUGGAGCAAAAGGGUGUUCUAUUGUUGCGUGAUGCCCUCAGGGAACGGUAUUUUGGCAGUGGCUGCGCCAAGCAUCAUUCCGUACUUUUCCUUUCUAAUUAUGUCUUUGAUUUCUCUAUCGAACAAAUUGUGCUAUCGGUGCUAAGCGGACACAAGUUGAUCGUUCCUCCGGCAGAGUUCGUCGUCGAUGAAGAGUUCUACAAGAUGGCCAACACUCACGGCCUCUCGUAUUUAAGUGGAACUCCAUCCUUGCUGCAACAGAUCGAUGUGGCACAACUGCAUCACUUGCAGGUCAUAACUGCAGCAGGUGAGGUGUUUCAUGCCACGCAAUACGAGAAAAUGCGCCGCAGAUUUGGAGGUACGAUCUACAAUGCCUACGGUAUCACUGAGACCACGGUGUACAACAUCAUCACGGAAUUCACUGCGAAUUCGAGUUUUGAGAAUGCUAUACGCGAUGUGCUUCCCGGCACCCGAGCGUAUUUGCUCAACAAGGCGCUUCAGCCCGUCCCGUUCGACGCAGUAGGAGAGCUUUACCUGGCUGGUGACUGCGUGGCACGUGGUUAUCUCAACGAACCUGUUCUAACAGAUCAGCGGUUCCUUCCCAACCCUUUCCGGAGCGAGGAGGACCUCACCGCUGGGCGAUUCUCGCGACUUUACAAGACCGGCGACCUGCUUCGAUGCCGGGUCAGCCAUCAACAGCAGCCACAACUCGAAUACCUAGGAAGAGGCGAUCUGCAGGUCAAGAUGAGAGGAUACCGUAUUGAGCUUUCCGAAGUGCAGAACGUUCUUGCCUCUAGUCCUGGUGUUCGGGAGUGUGUGAUUGUCGCCAAAUAUGACCAGGAAGAUGCCUAUUCACGGAUCGCGCAGUCCCUAGUCGGCUACUAUAUCGCGGACAACGAAACAGUACUGGAAACUAACAUUCUCACAUUCAUGAAAGCGAGGCUUCCAGCAUACAUGGUGCCGAGCGAUCUCUGCCGUCUAGAGGGUACACUUCCUGUGACUAUUAACGGAAAGCUUGACAUCAAGAGACUGCCUGAAAUUGACAACACAUCAGCGCUGUUAUCAUACAAACGAUGCGGAAUCGACGAUGACCUCUUCAAACUAGGUGGUGACAGCAUAAUGUCAUUGCACCUUGUGGCACAGAUCCACAAUCAGAUCGGUCGGAAGGUCACUGUUCGAGACAUCUUUGAGUAUCGUACGAUUCGAGCCCUCAAUGACCACGUCUUCAUGAAGGACACAGAUCCGGAUGCUGUCGCCCAGUUCCGUAGCGAACAAGGACUGGUGGUUGGCGAAGCGCCCUUACUGCCGAUUCAGAACUGGUUCCUGUCUAAGCCGCUGCAGCAUUGGAGCUAUUGGAAUCAUACCUUCUACCUCCGAACUCCUGAGCUGGAUAUUGCUGCCCUGAGAACUGCCGUCAACGAAUUGCAACAGUAUCACGAUGCUUUCCGUACGCGACUGAAUCGCAAGAACAAUAGAUUUGUACAGUCCUUUGCUGAAGACGCUUCUCCUGUCCAGCUACGGGUGCUAAACACAAAGGACGUUGACGGGCCUGCAGCCGUUAACCAGAUACUGCGCGAGUGGCAGUCAGGCUUUGACCUCGAGGACGGCCCGAUCUGUGCCAUUGGCUACCUGUAUGGGUACGAAGAUCGAUCCGCGCGAGUAUGGUUCUCCAUCCAUCACUUCGCCGUCGACACCGUUAGCUGGCAGAUCAUGGCCCGUGACUUGCAGAUACUCUACCAGAAAGGGAGCCUGGGGUGCAAGGGAAGCAGUAUCCGGCAGUGGUCUGAAGCGAUCCAAAGUUACCAGGCGUCAGCGUCUGAAAUAGAGUACUGGAACGAGCUCAUUGCGCAAUCGGCUUCCAGCAUCUCUGCGCUUCCGGCAUCGACCGGGUCGCGUGUGCAUCUGACCAGGAGUUUAAGUGCUGAGAUGACAGCUUUGCUGCUCCAAGGUGGCAACAAUCGGCAGGAUAUCUCCGUGUACGACUCUCUACUGAGUGCGGUUGGAUUGGCACUCCAAAAUAUCUCUCCAACGGGCCCGAGUAUGGUCACCAUCGAGGGACAUGGUCGCGAGGAAGAUGUUGACCAGACACUGAAUGUCAGCCGCACCAUGGGUUGGUUCACGAGUAUGUAUCCAUUUGAGAUCCCCCGUCUCAAUACCGAGAACCUAGUUCAUGGAGUAGUUGCUAUAAAUGAACGGCUCAGGCAGGUCCCUGCUAGAGGCAUCGGGUAUGGAGCAUUGUACGGCUAUAGUCGACACCCGUUGCCUCAGAUUACUGUCAACUAUCUGGGGCACAUCUCUCCGAAGCAAUCAAAACCAAACGAGUGGGUAAUUGCCGUGGGCGACAAUAAACUCGAGUAUGGACUCACAACAAGCCCAGAGGACAAGGAUAAGAGCUCCUCUGCCGUCGAUGUCACAGCUGUGUGUAUUGAUGGCACUAUAAGAGUCGACAUGGACAGUGCUUGGGGCCUUGAGGAGAGUGAGAAAUUCAUCUCAAACAUCGAAGAAGGAUUGAACAAGGUCAUCGGGGCCGUAGCAAGACAACAAACCUCUGUAUCCCCGGAGAAUCCUCAAUUAACUGAGGAGACGUACACACCAUACUUCGAGUACCUGGAGCCGUCACGACAGGGCCCAACGCUGUUCCUGCUACCUCCGGGCGAAGGAGGUGCCGAAAGCUACUUCAACAACAUCGUCAAACACCUACCUAGGACAAACAUGGUUGCCUUUAACAAUUACUACUUGCACAGCAAACACAUGGGCACAUUCGAGGAGUUGGCAGAAAUGUAUCUUGAGCACGUACGCAGCAUUCAAUCACAGGGACCGUACCACUUCAUUGGGUGGAGUUUUGGAGGAAUCCUCGCAAUGGAGAUGUCCCGGCGGCUGGCAGGAUUGGGCGAAAAGAUUGGCCUCCUUGGUAUUAUCGACACCUACUUCAAUAUACAUAGAGCGACACACAGCAUUGGAUUGGGAGACACCAAGAUCCUAGACCCUAUCCACCACAUCUACCGCCCCGAUCCGGCAAAUUUCGAAGGUCUCCCAUCUGCGACGGACCACAUCGUGCUGUUCAAGGCCCUGGAAACGAACGAUCAGUAUGAAUCGGAGAGUCAGCGUCGUCUGUAUGAGUACUACGACGGAACCCCACUCAACGACCUGGAUAAAUUGCUGCCAAGUGAUACUGCCGUUCAAGUGGUCCCGCUUACAGGCGAUACUCACUUUUCUUGGGCCAAAAAUCCACCGCAGGUAGACCGGAUGUGCGCGGCCAUCAAGGAGUAUCUCUCUGGUUAUUAG
Molecule: messenger RNA, 10830 nt
Organism: Aspergillus bombycis
Lineage: Eukaryota; Fungi; Ascomycota; Eurotiomycetes; Eurotiales; Aspergillaceae
Product: N-(5-amino-5-carboxypentanoyl)-L-cysteinyl-D-valine synthase
Exons: 5
Coding region: 1-10830 (3609 amino acids)
Biological process (GO): amino acid activation for nonribosomal peptide biosynthetic process; secondary metabolite biosynthetic process
Cellular component (GO): cytoplasm
Molecular function (GO): phosphopantetheine binding; catalytic activity
Source: RefSeq, a predicted model, not a curated record